This is a messenger RNA of Cinara cedri, 312 nucleotides long. The record is from the annotation of a GenBank genome assembly. Lineage: Eukaryota; Metazoa; Arthropoda; Insecta; Hemiptera; Aphididae.
AUGGGUCCCAAAACACACGACAAUGCCAGACUCCAAACGGCCAAUGCCACAAAGCAAUUGUUGGACUCAUUUGGAUGGGAUGUUUUGAACCACCCCCCGUAUUCCCCCGACCUGGCACCUUCAGAUUACCAUUUAUUCACUUCACUGAAGAAGCACAUGGGUGGAAAAAAAUUUUCAACUAACGAGGAGGUGAAGGAGGAGGUCGACAAGUGGAUAAAUGAGAUGGCGGCAGAGUUCUACGAGGCAGGAAGAGAUUCUACUGCAUUGGAAGAGAUAGUGACUAUGUUGAAAAAUAUCACACAAAUAUAUUAA